CGUAGAGGGAGAAGAACGAUUUACUAUAGUGGUGACAGCAGUUGGCUUUGGUCAAGGCUUUAGAACCGUUCUUUGGACAUUCCUCCACAUCAUGGCGUCGGCGAUAUUCAAUUUGGAUGAUUUGAAUUUCAUUCGAACCAAAGGCCAUGGGAAAUAUUCCAUCGAUCGACAAAAUGAUUCGCGAAAUCAUUGAUUUCAAAAAAAAACUACGAAUCACUCGAAGAAAAUCCUAAAAUGCAAGGGAAAAUCGGCUCAGUUAGGCAAAGAUUUAAAGAAGAAUACGCUAUGCUGAACACCGACCGACCUAGAGACGUAAACAAGCUACAAACGCAAAACUUGAUCGAGUUUCUCGAUUGCAUCGAGAGGUUUUAUACGUCCGAGGAAAAAAAUGACGUUUUCCUCGAUGAAGACAGUGUGAAAGAGGGCCACAGGAUUUUACUUAAGCAAGUGCGUCUUCCAGAAAAGUACACAAAACCUGGACAGCUGAGUGACCGGMSAAAAURUACCACAUAUAAGGGURAARUWUAUUGGUACCAAGAUUUCCCAGAGGAAACAGAUGGAAUGUCUAGACAAUUCUCCCUCAUUAUAGAACAGUUCAAUGCCCUCUACUUUUCAUCGGCUAAAAAGGUCAACAAGGAAGAAAUACAACUGUGCAUUUUCAAGAGUUGUGCCUGGUUCCUUUUUGAAAUACUCGAUCUCCAUCCAUUUUGUGAUGCCAAUGGUCGGCUGUUUAGAGCUCUUUGCAGUUUUUUCAACUCACCAUUUGGCCCAUUCCCUUGUCCAAUCUACAAGGCCUGCAGAGAGGAUCCUCAAGAUCAUACGUGUUGUGAUUUUCCGUGCAAGGAUGAUUAUGAGCAAGCAUUGGUUGAUGCAAGGACCAUAGAGCCUGACAGACAUCCAAGGAAACUCUGUACUAUGAUGAUUUACUGCUGCUGGGACAGCUGGAAGCAGUUUUUAAAGGAAUUAGAGUCAAAUUAAGACGAAUAAUAAUACAGAAAUGGAGGAUUCUGCACAUUACAUGACAGCGAGUUUUGAUG
Molecule: messenger RNA, 1037 nt
Organism: Exaiptasia diaphana
Lineage: Eukaryota; Metazoa; Cnidaria; Anthozoa; Actiniaria; Aiptasiidae
Exons: 1
Coding region: 235-978 (247 amino acids)
Source: RefSeq, a predicted model, not a curated record